AUGGCAUCAGUACCAUUACGCCGUGUGCGACCGGCGACCAUUGCGGCUACCUUCGCAGCUGGGGGCAUUGGCCUGGCGGCGUACUCGAGGCUGUUUGUGAACAGCGCGUCUGCCGAGUCUGGAGCGCCGCCAAAGGUGUUUGGGGCGGGGCCUGCGUUUGUGUCGCUUGCGUUGGAGAGCUCGGAGGAUGUGAACCACAAUACCAAGCGAUUGCGGUUCAAGUUACCACAGAGGGAGGCAGUCAGCGGUCUUUCAUUGACGUCUGCUGUCCUGACCAUGUCAUGGCCUGAGGGCAGGUGGCUCCCCGUCGCGAGGCCUUACACGCCCGUGCAACCCCUCGAUGACGCCGGCUAUCUCGAGCUGAUGGUAAAGAAGUACCCAGACGGCAAGCAAAGCACACACAUCCACUCCCUCACACCAGGCCAAAAGCUCCUCUUCGCCCUCGCCAUCAAAGGCCAUCAAUGGAAGCCCAACAGCUACAGCCACAUCACCCUCAUCGCCGGCGGUGCAGGCAUCACACCAAUCUACCAGCUCGCGCAGGGCAUCCUCCGCAACCCCGAAGACAAGACCGCCAUUACGCUCGUCUUUGGCGUCAACUCGGACCAGGACGUGCUCUUAAAGCAGGAGUUCGAGCAAUUUGAGAAGGAGUUCCCCGGCAGGUUCAAGGCCGUGUACACGGUUAGCCACCCCGUGGCGAAUUCGCCGUACCGGAAGGGAUAUGUGACGAAGCAGUUGUUGGAGGAGGUCGGGGUCGCGCCGAAGAAGGAGGAGGAUACAAAGGUGUUUGUGUGCGGUCCGCCGGCGAUGGAGGCGGCUCUUGUGGGGAAGAGGAGUGCGCCGGGGGUGUUGCAGCAGUUGGGGUAUCGGAAGGAUCAAAUUCAUCAGUUCUAG
Colletotrichum tamarilloi is the source of this 891-nucleotide messenger RNA. Its product is annotated as oxidoreductase NAD-binding domain-containing protein. Gene Ontology annotation, molecular function: cytochrome-b5 reductase activity, acting on NAD(P)H. Lineage: Eukaryota; Fungi; Ascomycota; Sordariomycetes; Glomerellales; Glomerellaceae. The record is from RefSeq and is a predicted model, not a curated record. The coding region runs from base 1 to 891 and encodes 296 amino acids. The transcript has 3 exons.